This is a messenger RNA of Schistocerca piceifrons (Central American locust), 497 nucleotides long. RefSeq lists its product as uncharacterized. The transcript has 3 exons. The coding region runs from base 82 to 483 and encodes 133 amino acids. Lineage: Eukaryota; Metazoa; Arthropoda; Insecta; Orthoptera; Acrididae. The record is from RefSeq and is a predicted model, not a curated record.
CAACAACAACAACAACAAGAUGAAGGUGAUGGAUUGAUAGCGUGUAGAUUCUGCGAUCGUACCAAAGAAGAAGAACGAGAAAUGAUUGCUGGAUUGCUAGCAGAAGCUGACAGUAUCGGUGCUGACGUAUUGCUGUCUGACACGCAGAUCAAGAGGGAGCCACAGGACAUAAAGGAUCCAAAGGUUUUUGUACAUUCGCCAGAGGGCACAAAUGAAGAUGAAGAGGUUGCGGCUGGACCUUCCAGUCCUCCACCACCAAAAAUUAGAAGGAUGGGUGAGAAAAAAGACAAGCGGCAACCCGACAAGAUUGCGUCUCAAUUGUUAACUAAAGUGCUGCAAAAACAAGAAGAGAACAAGAACGAUGAAUGCAGUGCGUAUGGGCAGUAUGUGGCAUCAGUUUUACGGAAAUUGACAGAGUUAGAAAGAGCAAAAACAAUGGCUUUGCUUAAUGAUGUAUUAAUGAAACAACAUGUAGCGUAUUAGGAAAGUGAGCAGUC